AUGGGGUGGAGUGGAAUGGAGGUCCGGCCGGAGUGGGAUCUAGGCAAGAUGAGGGAGCUGCGCUUCGUUGUGUUGGUUCUGGUGAUAUCCUUGCCGUGCUUCUCUGCAUCCGAUCCCCAAGGAGAUGCUUUAUAUGAUAUGAAACAAAAACUGAACGUUACUGGCGGUCAGCUUUCAGAUUGGAACCAAAAUCAAGUUAACCCUUGCACAUGGAAUUCUGUUAUUUGUGACAAUAACAACAAUGUUGUUCAAGUAACUUUGGCUGCACGAGGAUUCACUGGUGUUUUGUCACCAAGAAUUGGAGAACUCCAAUAUUUGAGUGUCCUGUCAUUGGCUGGUAACAGGAUUACCGGUACCGUACCAGAGGAGUUUGGUAAUCUAUCUAGCUUGACAAGCUUAGAUUUAGAGGACAAUCUUUUAGUUGGAGAAGUACCAGCUUCUCUUGGCAACCUUUCUAAGCUAACGCUGUUGAUACUGAGUAAAAAUAAUUUCAAUGGGUCAAUUCCUGAUAGCAUAGCGAACAUUUCAAGCUUGACAGACAUCCGCCUGGCAUAUAAUAAUUUGUCUGGUCAGAUACCUGGUUCGCUGUUUCAAGUAGCACGUUACAACUUUUCUGGUAAUCACUUAAACUGUGGACCCAACUUCCCGCAUUCUUGUGCAUCCAGCAUGUCCUAUCAGAGUGGAUCCCAUAGCUCAAAAAUUGGCUUAAUACUUGGAACAGUUGGUGGAAUUUUAGGGCUUCUUAUCGUGGGAGCUCUGUUUCUAAUCUGUAAUGCAAGGAGGAAAAGCCACCUGCGGGAAGUUUUUGUGGAUGUAGCAGGCGAGGAUGAUCGACGAAUUGCGUUUGGCCAGAUUAAAAGAUUUGCAUGGCGAGAACUGCAAAUUGCGACUGAUAAUUUCAAUGAAAGAAAUGUUCUUGGACAGGGAGGUUUUGGUAAAGUGUACAAGGGAGUUCUUCCAGAUGCCACUAAGAUUGCUGUAAAACGACUGACUGACUAUGACAGUCCUGGUGGGGAGGCUGCCUUCUUGCGGGAGGUUGAGCUUAUUAGUGUUGCAGUUCACCGCAAUCUCUUACGAUUAAUUGGCUUCUGCACGACACAAACAGAGCGCUUGCUGGUUUAUCCAUUUAUGCAGAAUUUGAGUGUUGCCUGCCGCUUAAGAGAUUUUAAGCCUGGAGAACCCAUCCUAGACUGGCCUUCAAGGAAACGGGUGGCUAUAGGUACAGCUCGUGGACUGGAGUAUCUGCAUGAACACUGCAACCCCAAGAUCAUACACCGUGAUGUUAAAGCUGCAAAUGUAUUGCUUGACGAGGAUUUCGAGCCUGUUGUUGGUGAUUUUGGCCUAGCAAAGCUCGUAGAUGUGCAGAAGACAUCUGUGACAACACAAGUCCGUGGAACCAUGGGUCACAUAGCACCUGAGUACCUGUCCACAGGGAAGUCGUCCGAGAGGACUGAUGUUUUUGGCUAUGGGAUUAUGCUUCUUGAACUUGUGACUGGUCAGCGGGCUAUUGACUUCUCACGGCUGGAAGAGGAAGAAGAUGUGCUAUUGCUUGAUCAUGUAAAGAAGCUACAGAGAGAAGGGGAGCUAGACUCCAUUGUGGACAGCAACCUUAAUCAGAAUUAUGACAUCGAGGAUCUUGAGAUGAUAAUACAGAUAGCACUGCUCUGCACGCAGGCAUCACCUGAGGACCGGCCAUCAAUGUCUGAAGUGGUUAGGAUGCUGGAAGGUGAGGGUUUGGCGGAGCGGUGGGAGGAGUGGCAGCAUGUGGAGGUGACAAGGAGGCAGGAGUAUGAGCGGAUGCAGCGGAGGUUUGACUGGGGAGAGGAUUCCGUCUACAAUCAGGAAGCGAUAGAGUUGUCUGCAGGUAGAUGA
Messenger RNA from Miscanthus lutarioriparius, 1872 nucleotides. Lineage: Eukaryota; Viridiplantae; Streptophyta; Magnoliopsida; Poales; Poaceae. The record is from the annotation of a GenBank genome assembly.